Aethina tumida (small hive beetle) is the source of this 3003-nucleotide messenger RNA. It is a transcript of the gene Ork1, whose product is annotated as open rectifier potassium channel protein 1. Gene Ontology annotation, biological process: potassium ion transmembrane transport; stabilization of membrane potential. The record is from RefSeq and is a predicted model, not a curated record. Gene Ontology annotation, cellular component: membrane. The coding region runs from base 449 to 2614 and encodes 721 amino acids. NCBI's taxonomy places the organism in Eukaryota, Metazoa, Arthropoda, Insecta, Coleoptera, Nitidulidae. The transcript is spliced from 6 exons. Gene Ontology annotation, molecular function: potassium ion leak channel activity.
UUUGCCGGUCAGAAAGAAAUUCACGACAAUUGCGCGCAGUGAACAUUAUCUUAUUGUUGAUUAGGAAAAAAUUAUAAUUACAAUAAAUAAUAUCGUAUCAGUCGCGAUCAUAGAUCUUGUGAUGUGUUUUGUUAGGCUGGAUGCAUAAUGGAUCGUGGCAGAGUGGAGGAUACAAAAGUGCACAACAAUCCGGGACAAGCCCCCAAAUUAAGUCUGAUUUUGCCCAUUGUGUUCGUUACGUUAUUGUUGUUGAUUUUACAACAACGCGAUCUGCCAGAGACCGAUUUUUGAUUUGACCAACGAUUAAUUAUUACAUUAGUGCUAGUUUGUCUUUGGUAAUUUUUUGGGCAAACGGAAAUCAUCCGCGAAAGUGUUAAGGAGUCAGUUCGGACGUGUGUGGAACUUUUAUUGGUGAUUUUCAGACCUUUUAGAUUAAUCAGAUGCAGACAUGAACAGGAAACAAUGGAUUUUGGUGUUUUGUCUGUUCGCCAUUUACCUUCUUUUGGGGGCUUCAAUCUUCUACUACAUAGAAUCAAAAGAAGAAAAGAUCCGCUUGUUGCAGGAACGGAAGGAACGAUUAGAAAUAGAAGUUUUACUGAAGAAAUAUUAUAAUGGAGAUAACCAAGACCUUUUUAAACGUCUCACCGACUAUUGUGGAAAACCUCUCUCCUUAAACAUGAGUAAAAUAAUACCUGAAGGAAAAUGGGACUUCUAUCAUUCACUAUUCUUUGUCAUAACAGUAGUCAGUACCAUCGGUUAUGGCAAUCUGGCACCGACUACAAUGCUGUCUAGAAUAUUAAUGAUAUUCUAUGGCCUUGUUGGUAUUCCACUGAACGGUAUUGUCAUGAUUUCCACGGGUGCAUACUUCGGAAGAAAUUUUGAAAAGUUGUACGAUCGAUGGAAGGUACAGAGGAAAUCGAAAAAAGGUCGACAAGAAAAUAGUAUUGCUAGGUUAGGCUUGAUUAGCCAGAUUUUUUUGUAUGCUACACCAGGUUUUAUCUUCUUUAUCUUCCUGCCUUCGUUUAUUAUGACGUUUUGUGAAGGAUGGGAAUAUGAUGUGUCAGUUUAUUACUCCUUCGUCACACUUACCACCAUCGGUUUCGGGGAUUAUGUCGCAGGUGUAAAUAACGUGUACAAUAUACACCCAAUAUGGUACGCAAUUUACCAAGCUUUCCUCAUAAUAUGGGUGAUUGGAGGUCUUGGUUAUGUUCUGAUGGUAAUAAAUUUCAUAGCACAAGGAAUGAAGAGUAAAAAAGUGCUAAGAUUAGAGGAGUACAUCAAGAAAACGCCUCAAAGAAUCAGGCACGAACUCAGCACUCUUUUACAUGAGUUUCUCCUUAUCAAAGUUAAACCUGUAUACAAAAAUCAAUGGGAAUUUGAGCCAAAACCAUUGGCAAGAACCCAAAGUUGUCCAGACAUAUCAAUGUACAGAAGUGAUGAUUCAAUCUACGAGGUUAGGAAACGUGCCUUUUCAGUUGUCGUCGGCAAUUUGCAAAGAAAUCAGUCCGACACUGAAUUAGAGAAGAUCGAUAAAGAACUCACUUUCCGUCCUUCAGAUGCUCUCAUGCAACAACGUAACCUUUUGCUCAAAAUGGUUGAUGCAUUGAGCCAAAAAUCUGACCCGGGAGAAGGUAUUAAUCUCUUCAGUGAUGAUGAAAUUUUGGCCAGUGAGAGAUACGGCUCUAAUUCGACGUUAGCUGCCAUCUCACAAAGUAGGCAAGCUAGAAGAAGAGCGAUGAGUGAUUACAGGCCGCCAGACAAAACAUUCUAUGAAGUAGAAAAUGGCAACACCUGGUACGGUGAAGACGCAAAGAAGAAAUCGGAUCAAUUCAGAAACAGAACUAACUCGGUGUCGUUCAUUCAACGAGUCCGCAAGAGUUCUAACAUAUUCCAAAGAUUCAGGGAUGCAUUCGGUAGCAAUCAAGAUAAAAAUGUCGACGUGGAAAGUCAGACCGUUAACGAAACUAGAAAUGAGAACAUUGAAAGACAGAAUUACCUACAGAAGACCGCAAGAGGCAGGCAAACUAUGUUCUGUGUUCCAGAGGAGAAUUUCCUCCGUCGACAAAAUAACUUUGAUGCGGAAAGAAGAAAUUACCUUCAAAGAACUAAUAGAGGACGUUUUAGUAUGUUUGAGGCACCCGAGCAAAAUUACCUUCGCCAAACAAGAACAGGCAGACAGUCGAUAUCUAAUUACAACGAAUCUGUGUUGGAGCAAACUUCCGUGGCUGAUUUUAUUAGAGCUUUGACAGCUCUCACCGUUUCGGAAGGCAUAGCGGGCGAUGGACCGAAGAGAAAACUGGGAACCGCCAGCUUCACACCUCCAGAAUCAACUUCGCCGCAACGGACGAGAAGAACCGGAAUACAAUCCACAUUCCAAAACAGAAGAGCUUCUCUGCUACCGACUCAAACCACCAACGUGCCUGUUGCAAGGAGAUUUUCUUUGAGACCAGUGGACGAGAAUAUUUUGGGGCCGCCACCGCCAUAUUCUCCUGCACCUGCCGAAAUUAGAAGGUCGAUUCGGUCACGGAACAGGAGGUUUUCCAUUCGACCUGGACCAGUCGAACGACAAGUGAUAAAAAAAGAUAGAAACGAUAGUACGAGUGAUAAACAAUGAAUUUCUAUAUCAGUGAAAAGGAUGCUUUAAAAGACUGAAUUUUGGUGCUAAUUAAAUUUGACCAAUUUAUCUAGUCACAACUUUUGCAAAUGCAACUGAACUACAUCUACAUUUGUUUUAUAUAUUCAGCCAGUUGUUUUUUAUGUAGAAAAAGUAGUAGAAAAUUUUAACAGGGUCUGCAAGAGCUUCAUUAUUAGAAUUAACUUUUAUCAGUAUUAUGAUAAACAUUCCUAUGAACUUUAGAGUUAAAUGUAUCAAAAAAUAUUUUUAUAUUAUUAGGUAAAAAUCUCCUUCUUCUUGAUACUCAUUAGUAUAUGUAUUAUUAUUAUUAUUAUUUAUUUUAAAUACAAUGUAUUUAUUUCCCUUAUGAAUAAACUCUUUUAAAGUUA